AUGGCGCCUCGCGGACGUGGAGGGAAGUUCAGCAAGCCGACGAGAGGAGGGGGCAAGCAUUUCAGUCGAGACCUGCAGCCGUUGGAUAAGAAUGGAGACCCGAUGGGAAUGUGGAGGGAUGAAAAGGAGAUAGAGUCUUCCGAAGAAGAGGAGGACGAGGAAGACGAGGAGGAGGAGUCAGAGGAGGACGAGGACGGCCCUGCUAAGGAAGAUAUGACCCGUGAACAGCGUAAAGCCGCUGCCAAAGCCAAAAAAGAAGCUGCUAUCCGUAAGAAACGACAAGUGGCAGCCGAGCCAGGAGAUCUCCCUCCCAGUGACAGCGAGGAAGAGGAAGACGAUGAAGAUAUGCCAGCCAACCCGAACCACACUGCCAAAGCCCGGAACCAGGCAGCCAGUUCGCCCGCCGCUCCUGUCGAUGGAGCUGCCCCGGCGGCCAAGAAAGGGGAUGUUUCACAGCUCUCCCGCCGCGAGCGUGAGGCGCUGCAGGCACAGCAGGCGCGCGAGAGAUACCUCAAGCUACACUCCGAAGGCAAGACGGACGAAGCCCGUGCCGACCUGGCCCGUCUGGCUAUCGUCCGGGAACGCCGUGAGGCCGAGAAGGCCCGUAAGGAGGCCGAGAAGGAGGAACGCGAGGAGCGUGAGCGUGAGAAGGCACAGGAACGAGAGGCCAGAGAGGAGAAGCUACGAGCAGCCGCCAUGGGACCAGCUGCUAGCAAGAAGAAGGGGAAAAGCAAAUAG
Microsporum canis CBS 113480 is the source of this 738-nucleotide messenger RNA. RefSeq lists its product as hypothetical. The transcript has 3 exons. Gene Ontology annotation, cellular component: cytosol. The record is from RefSeq and is a predicted model, not a curated record. Gene Ontology annotation, molecular function: RNA binding. NCBI's taxonomy places the organism in Eukaryota, Fungi, Ascomycota, Eurotiomycetes, Onygenales, Arthrodermataceae. Bases 1 to 738 code for a protein of 245 amino acids.